This is a messenger RNA of Gastrolobium bilobum, 1323 nucleotides long. Its product is annotated as U-box domain-containing protein 9-like. Lineage: Eukaryota; Viridiplantae; Streptophyta; Magnoliopsida; Fabales; Fabaceae. Gene Ontology annotation, molecular function: ubiquitin-protein transferase activity; protein binding. The annotation marks the transcript as partial. Gene Ontology annotation, cellular component: cytoplasm; nucleus. The record is from RefSeq and is a predicted model, not a curated record. Gene Ontology annotation, biological process: protein ubiquitination. The transcript is spliced from 3 exons.
CACAGGGGUAUAAAUGAUUCUGAAUUGAAAGAUAAGUUGCGGAAAUUGGUUAAGAGUAUCGUGGACGGCGAUGACUACCAGGUGAACGCUGCCGACGAGGCUAUCAUUGCUCUUUCUUCUCUCAAGGAUUUGAAAUGCAGCACCUCCCUCUCACAGAAAUUGAACCAUGUACCUGUUCCUGCACAGUUUCGAUGCCCCAUCUCAGGACAAUUAAUGACUGAUCCUGUAAUCUUGGCCAGUGGACAGACUUAUGAUCGGCCAUUCAUCCAGAGGUGGCUGAAUGAAGUCUACAGAAUUUGCCCUGAGAGCCAACAAGUCCUCUCUCACUCUAUCCUUACACCGAAUUGCCUGGUCCAAGACUUGAUUUCACAGUGGUGCAAAGAGCAUGGAAUUGAGCUACCAAAGCCUGUAGGGGACACUGAUGAUGGAGAAGUAACUGAUGCACAUAUACAACGUUUACAUUCAUUGCUUCAUAAUUUGUCAUUGUCUGUUUCUGAUCAAAAAGAAGGUGCAAAAGAGCUUCGUCAGUUAACAAAACGAAUGCCUUCAUUUCGAAGGCUUUUUUGGGAGCCAGAAAUGAUUCAACGAUUGCUCAGUCCAUUAUUAGCUGGCACGGCUUGUAUUGAUCCUGAGCUCCAUGAGGACUUGAUCACAACUGUUCUAAAUCUCUCAAUUCAUGAAGAUAAUAAGAAAGUGUUUGGAGAGGAUGAAAAGGUUAUCUCCCUGCUUAUUGAUUCCUUGAAAUCCGGAACCAUUCAAACAAGAAGCAAUGCUGCAGCAGCUAUUUUCUCAUUAUCAGCGCUUGAUUCCAACAAGCUCAUUAUUGGAAAAUCUGGAGCUAUCAAAUAUUUGGUUCACCUUUUAGAGGGGGGAAAUUUAUCAGCAAUGAAAGAUGCUGCUUCAGCCAUAUUCAACCUAUGUAUUGAGCAUGAAAAUAGAGAGAAGACUGUGAGAGAAGGGGCAGUACAGGUUAUUCUUAGCAAGAUCAUGGACCACAUUCUAGUUGAUGAGUUGUUGUCUCUGCUGGCACUCCUCUGUAGCCAUACCGUGGCUAUUGAAACAUUGGGAAAUAAUGGUGCUGUCCCCUUCUUGCUGGGUAUUUUAAGAGAGAGCAUGUCAGAACGCAUCAAUGAAAACUCUGUUGCAAUCUUAUAUGUAAUCUGUCUCCAUGAUAGGACAAAGCGGAAGGAAAUUGGAGAAGAAGAAAUGGCCAAUGGUACACUGUCUAAGCUAGCACAAUCAGGGACUUCAAGGGCCAAGAGAAAAGCUACCGGUAUUCUUAAUAGGCUCGACUUACCUCACUCCUCCACUUAUACCACUUAA